UCCACAACUCACACAAAAGAAAAAAAACCCCAUCUCUCUAUCUCUCUCUCUCCACUCUCUUCUUCUUUCACUCUAAAAAAAGUCCAAAUCCAAAAUCUAAAACACCAGAUUUUGGGCAAUGGAUCAGCAAAACUCUGCAACAAUGCAGAGUCUAAACACAGAAUUACAGCAACAACAACAACAGCGAGAUGAAGAAGAAGAAGAAGAAGAAGCCAUUUCCAAAUCUUCUAAAAAAGGCGGUCUUCUUACUAUGCCGUUCAUCAUAGUUAACGAAUCAUUGGAGAAGGUGGGGAGUUACGGAUUAAUGCCAAACAUGAUAUUGUAUUUAAUGAAGGAUUACAAUUUGGGGUUUGCUAAAGGAAACAAUAUCCUGUUUUUUUGGUCUGCUGCUAUCAAUUUCAUGCCUCUUCUUGGUGCCUUUCUCGCUGAUUCUUAUCUGGGUCGUUUCCUCACUAUUGGCUUUGGCUCCAUUGCUACUUUCUUGGGCAUGUUACUUCUAUGGCUAACGGCGAUGGUUCCAUCGACGAAACCACCCGCGUGCGAUCAGCUCCACCCGGAAACCUGCCGAUCUCCAACGGCGGCCCAAAUGGCCCUUCUGGCUGUCGCAUUGACCCUCAUGUCCAUUGGAGCUGGCGGCGUUCGACCCUGCACUCUAGCUUUCGGCGCCGAUCAAAUCGACCGGCGGGAUAAUCCGAACAACAAAAGAAUGCUGGAGAGAUUCUUCGGGUGGUACUACGCAUCGGCUUCAUUUUCAGUUCUAAUCGCAUUGACUGGAAUCGUUUACAUCCAAGAUCACGUUGGUUGGAAAGUGGGAUUUGGAGUUCCGGCGGGUCUUAUGCUUUUCGCCACCGUUCUGUUCUUUGCAGCUUCAUCGAUUUAUGUGAAACAGAAGGCCACCAAGAGCUUGUUUAGUAGCUUCGCGCAAGUCGUCGUCGCCGCCUUUAAGAACCGAAAGUUCCCAUUACCGACGUCGCCGGCGUCUACUAAGUGGUUUUAUCAUAAAGAUUCUCUUUUCACUCAACCCUCCGAUAAGCUCAGGUUUUUGAACAAAGCAUGUGUAGUGAAGAAUCCUGAGCAAGACAUCGCCGGUGACGGAACGGCGGCAGAUCCAUGGAGUUUAUGCACAGUAGAGCAAGUAGAAGAACUCAAGACCCUAAUCAAAGUAAUCCCCAUCUGGUCCACCGGCGUAAUGAUGUCCAUUAACAUCAGCCAAAGCUCUUUCCCUCUUCUUCAAGCCAAAUCCAUGGACCGUCACAUCUCUUCCACUUUCCAAAUCCCCGCCGGUUCCUUCGGCACCUUCGUCAUCAUUACCAUCGUCAUCUGGGUCAUCCUCUACGACCGCGCUAUUCUCCCUCUCGCCUCCAAAAUCCGCGGGAAACCAGUUCAUUUCGGCGUCAAAUCUAGAAUGGGCGCCGGUCUAAUCUGCUCCGCCAUGUCCAUGGCCCUCUCUGCCAUCGUCGAAAACAUCCGCCGCAGAAAAGCCAUUGCACAAGGAAUCGUGGAUGAUCUGGACGCCGUUGUCGACAUGUCGGCUCUGUGGCUAAUUCCACAACAUUGCUUGAAUGGAUUAGCGGAAGCCCUGAAUGCGAUCGGGCAAACAGAGUUUUAUUACUCUGAGUUUCCGAAGACGAUGUCGAGCGUUGCUUCAUCGUUGUUUGGAUUGGGAAUGGCUGUGGCGAACUUGUUGGCGAGUGCGAUUAUGAGUACUGUGGAUAAUGUUACUUCCAAGGGUGGAAAAGAGAGUUGGGUUUCGAAGAACAUAAACAAAGGGCAUUUCGAGAAAUAUUAUUGGCUGCUUGCAAUUUUGAGUGUUAUCAAUGUGUUGUACUAUGUUGUGUGUAGUUGGGCAUAUGGACCGAGUGUGGAUCAGAGAAGAACUGCCAUGGAUGAUGGAAAGAUAAGCUCGAAUGAGGACGAAUUGUCAAUGUUGGAUGCUAGGGUUAAGGAAGAAGAAGGAGAGUUGCAUAAGGUCAAGGAAUUGGAGGCUUGAAUAUGGAGUUUGUGUGUUUAUGUAUAUUUGUUUGAUCAAACAGCCAAAAAGGGCAUAUUCACAUAUUUAUAUAUUUAUAUGUAUGUAUUAUUUAUGUAUAAUCCUAAGUUUGCAUUUGCAUAUUCUAUAAUUUAAUUCUAUCUUCUAAGUUA
This is a messenger RNA of Cucumis sativus (cucumber), 2142 nucleotides long. Its product is annotated as protein NRT1/ PTR FAMILY 1.2. Gene Ontology annotation, molecular function: transmembrane transporter activity. Bases 119 to 1990 code for a protein of 623 amino acids. Gene Ontology annotation, cellular component: plasma membrane. Gene Ontology annotation, biological process: transmembrane transport. Lineage: Eukaryota; Viridiplantae; Streptophyta; Magnoliopsida; Cucurbitales; Cucurbitaceae. The transcript is spliced from 4 exons. The record is from RefSeq and is a predicted model, not a curated record.